Messenger RNA from Scheffersomyces coipomensis, 1941 nucleotides. RefSeq names its product S8 family peptidase. Gene Ontology annotation, molecular function: serine-type endopeptidase activity. Lineage: Eukaryota; Fungi; Ascomycota; Pichiomycetes; Serinales; Debaryomycetaceae. Gene Ontology annotation, biological process: proteolysis. The coding region runs from base 311 to 1681 and encodes 456 amino acids. The record is from RefSeq and is a predicted model, not a curated record. The transcript has a single exon.
AAUUACAAAAAUUGCUCUUUUUUUAACAACCAAUUAAUUAAUUACUGUAAUUGAGUCCAAUAGGCCGCGCGGCUACAAAAAUUAGUCUGCAAAAAAACGCCUGGAAUAUUCUACAUUAUGAAAUAGAAGGGAAUCAUUUAUAUUUAUUGAAUUUUAAGGUUUAGAGUUUUAGUUCAUAUACUAUCUAUAAAAAAAACUUAAAUUAGAAGUGGUUCAGAAUGAAUAAUUUCAAAAUGGAAAAACAUUUAAGUCUGAAUGGUUCCACACUAUUAAAUUCAAUAACAUUAAGGCCGCAGAUAGUUUGUCAUCAAUGUUAUUAAAACCUCUCAUAUAUUUCUGUUUCUUUGUUAAAUCUAUUCAUGGAUUAGUCAUCCCAAAUAUUCAAACUAUCUUUAGUUUUGAUAAACUGAUUCUAAAGACUAUCUCAGAGGAUGAUCAGCUUCAAGGGAUUGAAAGUCAUAUGGCUCCUAUUCUCUAUGGUAAGAAUAUUAUUCCAAACAACUAUAUUAUAGUGUAUAAGGAAGGAUUGACAAUAGAACAGAGAAUGAUUCAUCAAAUGUGGAUACAGCAGAAAUAUGCCUUCAUGGUUAGUCUGGAUGAUACAAAUUCGAAGUUAGAUUUCUUCAAUUUUGGUAACGAUGACGAGAAUAGAGACAUAUUUUCAGGAUACUUUGGAUACUUUCCUGAUUCACUCUUACAAUUGAUUCAAUUAGACCCAGCUAUACAAUAUAUUGAAUCCGAUUCGGAGGUCCAUCUCAAUGAUUAUAGAGUCCAAGAAGGUGCUUCAUAUGGACUUUCGGCAAUUAGUCACAGAAACCAUGAUCAUAAACCUGAAUACCUUUACGAUGAUCAAGGAGGCAAAGGUGUAGUUGCAUAUCUUAUUGAUAGUGGAAUAAUGGUUGAACAUGAAGACUUUGACGGACGGGCAAGAUGGGGAAAAGCCAUAUGCCCUCCGUAUUUAGAGAUAGAUAUUUUUGGACAUGGAACCCAUUGUGCUGGUAUUAUAGGUUCUAAGACCUUUGGUAUCGCAAAGCAAGUUGAGUUGGUGGCGGUGAAUGUAGGUUAUCUUCCCGGAACUGUGUUCACAUCUAAUGUUAUUAAAGGGUUCGAAUUUGCGGCAUUGGAUCACCGACAAACUAUUGAAAAUAAGAAGAAAGGAUUCAAGGGUUCUACCGUCAAUGUUUCUAUUGGUGGAGGUGAUUCAAAGGCCAUGGAUUCAGCUGCAAAUGCCCUUACGAAAGCAGGAUUACAUGUAUCUGUUGCGGCUGGGAACAGUGGGAAAGAUGCGUCAAAAUAUUCCCCCGCUAGAGCUUCUGGUCCUAUUACUGUUGGAGCUGUUGAUCUAAAUAAUACUAUGGCUGAGUUUUCAAAUUAUGGCUCCAGUGUUGAUAUAUUCGCUCCAGGAGUUCAGGUAGAAUCAACUUAUAUAAUAGGAUUUUCUGCUAAUAUGACAGGUACUUCAAUGGCAGCUCCACAUGUUACUGGUCUUUUGUCAUACUUUUUAUCACUUCAACCUGAUUCAAAUUCAGAAUAUGCUAAAGAGCUAUUGUUACCAAAAGAAUUAAAGAAUAGAGUAAUUAAGUACGCCACAAAAGGCGUUCUCAAUGGAUUGAUCUCAGAUUCACCAAAUUUAUUGGCGUUCAAUGGAGCUGGAGGCAACCUUGAUGAAUUUUGGAAAUAGGAAACUUACCGUACAACCGUAGAAAUUAAAGUUUAUUCUGUAAUUUAUAGCCAUAUUUUUAAUAAAAUUUGGGGUAGGUUUGCAGCGCAAUUUACUGACUCAAAAGUCUAAAUUAUUUAGUCAGCUUUCUUUCAUAUGUUAAAGCUUUGUAGUUUGGGAAACUAAAACAUUUAAUAAAACAUUUAAUAAAACAUUUAAUAGAACUUGAUAGCCACAUGGCCCUCAAGGAAUAACUAGAAAGGUUAUUUUCAUGACUUGAU